CAAGGACCACUGCACAGUGCAACCAUGUCGAGAUCCUUCUACGUUGAUUCCUUGAUAUUCAAAGACACGGCAAGACCCACGCCUUUGAACGAGCAUCCAGGACAAGAGUUUCUAAUUCCUAUCAGCAUGCAUUCUCCUAGCGUAAUGUCCGUAUCUGCUCCAGCGUGCUCUUCCAGGAAAAGUGGCACUUUCUGCGUCUGUCCUCUCUGUGUCACCUCUCACAUCCACUCCCCACGGAAUAGCAUCCCAAUGCUGAAGAGUCCGUUUCCAACCGGGGAGCCCCAGUACUGUCAAAGAAUGAGCCAUCAGCAGAGUCCGGCUCUGGGGCACCCAGGACAUGCACCUGUCUGCACACCUACUUACAGCGUCACAGAUCCGAGGAGGUACCACUGCCUGUCAUUAGGUGCAUCAGAAAAUAACCACAUCCAGAACGGCAAAAGAAUGAGAACGGCUUUCACCAGCACGCAGCUUUUGGAGUUAGAGAGGGAGUUCUCUUCUAACAUGUACCUGUCCCGCUUGAGAAGAAUUGAAAUUGCCACCUAUUUAAACCUCUCUGAGAAACAGGUAAAGAUCUGGUUUCAGAACCGCAGAGUAAAACACAAGAAAGAAGGCAAAGGAACACAGAGGAAUUCGCACAACGGAUGCAAGUGCACCAGUAAUCACGGCCAUUACUCUAGAUCUGAGGACGAGGAGUCUUUAUCCCCAGCAUCAGCUACCGAGGAAAAGGACAUAUCACCUAUUUAAAUGGGUUAGGUCAGUGCGAAACGUUUAAAGACCUACACCUUACCACUGAUUUCAUGCACUUAUCCUCCUCCGAAAGAAUGAGAAUAAAGCUCUUGUGGGCAUGCCUACUGAAAUACCUUUAUUCAGUAUCUGUUUAUAGCCUAAUCUGUAUCGUCUGAUAUAUCUUAAGGAAUGUAAAUAUGUAUUGCUGAAAGAGUAUUAAAGCUGUAACAGUGUAAACAA
Messenger RNA from Polyodon spathula (Mississippi paddlefish), 966 nucleotides. RefSeq names its product GS homeobox 2-like. The transcript has 2 exons. Gene Ontology annotation, molecular function: DNA-binding transcription factor activity, RNA polymerase II-specific; sequence-specific double-stranded DNA binding. Gene Ontology annotation, cellular component: nucleus. Gene Ontology annotation, biological process: regulation of DNA-templated transcription. Lineage: Eukaryota; Metazoa; Chordata; Actinopteri; Acipenseriformes; Polyodontidae. The coding region runs from base 25 to 744 and encodes 239 amino acids. The record is from RefSeq and is a predicted model, not a curated record.